This is a messenger RNA of Sinocyclocheilus anshuiensis, 1336 nucleotides long. It is a transcript of the gene gptl, whose product is annotated as glutamic--pyruvic transaminase-like. Lineage: Eukaryota; Metazoa; Chordata; Actinopteri; Cypriniformes; Cyprinidae. The coding region runs from base 269 to 1336 and encodes 355 amino acids. The record is from RefSeq and is a predicted model, not a curated record. The transcript is spliced from 9 exons. Gene Ontology annotation, molecular function: pyridoxal phosphate binding; transaminase activity. Gene Ontology annotation, biological process: biosynthetic process.
UGUGACUUAUUUACAUGAUUGUGUGAUCCUCUUUGAACUGCUGUGCAAAUGUUUAACUGAGUAAAUCCAGGUAAUCUGAAACUACUAAAGGAAGAUAAAAACGGUGCAUCACUUCUGCUCACAGUGCCGUGUGAAUGUGCUGAAUAAACGUGUGCUGCUUAUACUGCUGUAUGAAACAUGACUGAGAGUUACAGGGACUGAACUCUGCCAUAUAUUGCAUGAGAGGAGAGACACUGAGCUGUUUGCCGACCGGAAGACGUCUAAAGACAUGUCUGAUCUGAAGAAAACCAGACGACCAUCAGCCGAGGAAGAGCAGCAGGGGCUGAAUAUGAGCGGGUCCUUCAGCAAGGUUCUGGAUUUGAGUUCUGAAGACCCUCACAGCGCUGGAAUCAAGCCAAUAACCUUUGUGAGACAGGUGGCAGCUGGAUGUGUGUAUCCCAGAAUCCUGCAGGGCGAUGCUCUUCCUCCUGACGCUCGUCUCAGAGCUCAGAAACUCCUCAGUCACUUUGAUGGAGGCAGUGUCGGUUCAUACACUGAGACCUGUGGAUCAAUGCAUGUGAGAAACACUAUAGCAAAGUCCGUUUCUCUGCGGGAUGGAGGUGUCCAGUCCAGUCCAGAGCAAGUCUUCAUCACUGUUGACACGCAGAGAGCUUUGAUGGUGAUGCUACGGCUGCUCUGUCAAUCAGAGGGUGUGUGUGCGGUCAUGAUCCCAGACCCCGCCCCUCACACUCUGACACGCCUCCUGGAUAGGAUGGGUGUGGUUCCAGUGACCUAUCAGCUGCGAGAGCAGAGUGGGUGGAGCUUUGAGAGGGCGGCGCUAAACAGAUCCAUUCAGGCGUCGAGAGGGCGGUGCUUUCCACGGGCGAUUUACAUCAGUAACCCUGGCAACCCCACAGGUCAUGUUCAGAGCAGAGAGUCCAUUCAGCAUGUGAUUCGCUUCGCUGCAGAUGAGGAGCUUUUCUUGUUGGUUGAUGAGGAAAGUGUUUUGGAUGUUUAUCAGGACACAGUUUUUGCGGACGGCUCAGAGUUCGUGUCUUAUAAGCGUGUUCUGGCUGAGAUGGGCGAACCUUAUUCUGAUGGAGUCCAGCUGGCCUCGCUGCAUUCGCUCUCCAACGGCAUCAUGGGAGAGUGUGGUUUCAGGACGGGGUAUAUGGAGCUGGUGAACGUUGAUGAAGCUGUAAUGUUAUACGCUGAGGUUCUUCUGACGGGAGAUCUGUGCCCUCCUGUGAUUGGUCAGAUCACUCUGGAUGUCAUGGCUGAUCCGCCCCAUCCUGGAGAACCGUCCUAUAGUUUAUACACACGGGUACUUUAUUCUGACUUUUUCAGGCAAGUCUGA